CUUUCGCUGUGAAGGUACGUCCACUCCGUUGGAAAUUCCAAGUACAAGGCGAUUUCAGCUUGUUGGACUUCAGCAAGUUCUCAAGGGGUCCAUUAAAGUUCCGUGCUCGUCCUGAAACAAGCUCCCUCGACCAUAGUGAUGAAGAAGCUGUUGAUGUGGAUAUGCCUUUGGUGGAUACAGCCUCUCCACCCCGUCAGGCUUGACUUAUUUGGCUACCAAAAUGGCUGAUGAAGGAGUUACAACAAAGCGACCAAGAAUGGACCCUAAGAGCUGUGUUAUAUGUGGGAAAGUGUCCACACUGAAUGAACUAAGUAGUCCUCAAGAUGAAGCCUCCUGGAUUACCCUACGUGAAGCUGCAGAAAUAAGAAACUUUGAACCAAUACUUAGCUUGGCACAAGAAUUCCCAAAAGCUGUAUCAAGUGUACUAUAUCACAGAAAGUGCAGGUCUAAUUUCACUCAUAAAAAGGCCCUGGAUAAGCUAAGAAACCAAGAAAGUUUGGAACUCAAAGAAGAUGAUGCCUUCAUGCCUAGGCAAUCAUCCCGACAAGGCCCUGCCCCUCAAUCUACAGUGUAUGAUAAGGUGUGCAUAUUUUGUUUGAAAACAUCAAAAUAUGUGAAACAUACAAAUACCUGGGAGCCAUUAAAACCAGCAGUUGAGCUAAGCUGAUAAAAGGAUUAGGAACUUUGCCACACAAUGUAUGGAUGAAAGAAUCCUUGCUAUCACAUCAAGAGACAUUGUUGCAGCAGAGGCACACUAUCAUAAAUCCUGUUACAAAGGCUACACUCGUACUAAACCUGAAAAGAGUGAUGACAACCAGCAGGAAGAGGAUCCUUACCAGAAAGUGGAGAAAGCAGCUAAGAAAAUGUUGAGUGAAUUUAUUCGUAAUGAUCUUUUCAAUAAACCACGAAUUCUUCCCUUUACUGAGCUCACAUCAAAGGUUAUAACCUUCAUGAACCAGAAAGGAAUAUACUAUGAAGUUACGGAUGCCACAAAGAAACAUCUACGCCGUAAACUUGAGGCUGAGUUUGGAGAGGCAUUACAUUUCUUCACCAUAUCUCGCCUGGUCUAUCUGAGACCUGACAAUUUGUCGUACGAAUCAGUCAUUAAUGAAAAUGUACUGUUAAAGAACAAACUUCAGGCAUAUACCCAAAAUGAUGACUUUGAUUGUUUAAUAGUCAAGAUUGCCCAGUUUUUACGCCAUGAAAUAAAAUGUGAAAUCCCAGAACAAACAUGGCCUCCACACCCUCAAGAACUUAGUGAAGGAUAUUUGCCCAUACCAGACAAUCUCAUGAAGUUUCUCUAUAUCUUACUUUGUGGAAAAGAACAGACGCCCACCUUGCGUGUUAAUAGGUUGUCAUGGUCUAUUGCUCUAGACAUUAUCUCUGGUGUGACUGUAUGUAAGGUGCUUACACCCAAGCAUGUCCUGCUUCCUUUGGUUGUAAAAACACUUACAGGAAAUGUUGAGCUGAUUAAAACAUUGAAGCGAUUGGGACAUUCAUGUUCAUAUUCAGUUUUAGUAGAGAUUGACACUGCACUCUGUCUUGAAAAGCUAGAGAACACCGAUAACAAUAGGCUCCCAUUACCUUCAGAUAUCCAUCCUGGUGUUCCUACAGUGCUAGCAUUUGAUAACAUUGACAGACAAGAGGAGGUACUCAGUGGAGCAGGAACUUCACAUCGUGUGAAUGGAAUAAUUGUACAGGCCAAAUCGAUGACAUGUGCCCCACCUAAACCACAAUUAUCCAUCAGCAAAAAGGACAAGAAGAGAACAAUCAGAUCCUCUGACAUACCACUUCCAGUGUAUACUGCAGGCAAAAGGAAUGGUCCAGCACCAGUAACACCAGCUGACCUUUCUGAAGUAUUAAAGGAUGCUGCUUGGAGGGCACAGCGGAGAAAUAUUCUAUUUAUAAUAGAGCGGGCACAGGACCCAACAAAUCAAACCGUAAGUUCGUGGACAGGCUUUAACAUUUUAACCAGAGACAAUAUUCCAGUUGCAUCAGACACAGUUGGGUACCUACCAACAAUAAAUGCUCCUGCAACAGAAAUGACAACUGUAUAGGAAAUCCUCCAUCAAUCCAUCACUAUUCAGUCAUCACUCCACCUAGACAGCAUAGUAGUUGUCUUGGAUCAAGCUUGGUUUGCUAAGGCAACAGAAAUUGCAUGGAAGUAUCCAGAAAAAUAUGGAAAGAUUGUAUUAAUGAUUGGGAAUUUCCACACAUGCAAUUUUAUGUCUACAAUUGGAAAAAUGUAUGGUGAUGUAGGACUACGGGAUUUAGCUGUGGAAUCUGGAGUUAUUGCUGAGGGAUCUAUUAACCCCUUCUUUACCGGGUGGGUGAGCAGAAUGUAAACAUUGCGUUCGCUGCUGAACCGAAUCUCUCGGUAGUGAAGGGUGGGCUCCAGUUUGGAGGGGUGCCGAUCGUAAAAAUAUUUGCCAAAAAUACACUAAUCAAGAAAGGCUAAUGAAAUUAUCAGGUAUUAUUAGCACUAUAAUAACGCAUAUUCUCUGAGUUUUAUCAUCCUACAUGGAAAAUAAAUGAUUUUAUGAAAAAAAAUGUGAAACUCAGUGUCCCUUGUACAAGGGACACCAGUUCCCUUGUACAAGGGACACUGGUGGUCGGUGAGAAAAGUACGGUCUUGAAUAGAAAUUCGGUCUUACGGAAUGUUGGUAUAUCCACCUGGAACAUGCACAUAAAGUAUUAUCAAAAUAGAACAUUAAAUAAGCACGUAAUAACAAAAAAAAGAGCAACAACUUCAGCGAAAGCCCCGCCAAUAAAAUAUGGAAAUCGCAAAUUUUAUAGUAUAACUCUCAAAAAUUGGUCGAUGUUGUUUUCUAUGAGUUCUAAGAUUAGUUUCAUCACAGAAAACAACUUUAUGGAUAUCUAAACUAAUUUUUCAAGUUUCCUGUCCUCAGAAAAAAUUGCUUUUUCGCUUUUUCUCUGGUUUGUUUUUUUUCGGGAAGGGGGAGGGGGGAUUUCUUUGAUUGUCCUAAAUAAUAUAAUUUUUAGAUGUUUUAGGCUAUCAAGUGAUAUAAUAACUACAAACUCUCAGAAGGUUUUGUCUCUAAAUCGAGGUUUGAAUUUUUUCUAAAUAUUUCUUCCUAGAGUUAUUAUCUCAUUUAUCUGCUGGGCUUUCGCUGAAGUUGUUGCUCUUUUUUUUUUUGUUAUUACGUGCUUAUUUACUGUUCUAUUUUGAUAAUACUUUAUGUGCAUGUUCCAGGCGGAUAUACCAAUAUUCUGUAAGACCGAAUUUUAUAGUAGUGUGUAGGUGACAGAUGAACUGCGUCUCAACAAAAAAUCACAAAACCAGACAAGCGUAAACAUGUAAUAACUUCUACCCAAGUAUAAAACCAGUUG
This is a messenger RNA of Macrobrachium nipponense, 3351 nucleotides long. RefSeq lists its product as uncharacterized. NCBI's taxonomy places the organism in Eukaryota, Metazoa, Arthropoda, Malacostraca, Decapoda, Palaemonidae. The coding region runs from base 699 to 2057 and encodes 452 amino acids. The record is from RefSeq and is a predicted model, not a curated record. The transcript is spliced from 3 exons.